Messenger RNA from Arachis duranensis, 1449 nucleotides. RefSeq lists its product as uncharacterized. The coding region runs from base 1 to 1449 and encodes 482 amino acids. The record is from RefSeq and is a predicted model, not a curated record. The transcript is spliced from 7 exons. NCBI's taxonomy places the organism in Eukaryota, Viridiplantae, Streptophyta, Magnoliopsida, Fabales, Fabaceae.
AUGUUUGAUUUAAAUAACACUUCAUUUGCAGAGGAUCCACGAAAUAUACGUUUGGCAUUAACUACUGAUGGACAUCGUCGUUUUCUUAAUCAAAGGCAUCGGUUUAGAUUGAAUAGGGUUCGAUUUAAUGGAGAGCAAGAAUUUCGCAAUCCACCGAAGAGGUUAUCUGGUCUUGAUAUACUUGAGCAAGUCAAGGACAUCAAUGUCACAUUUGGUAGAAAAGAAGAGGCAAAAGUUAGGGAGAAAAGAAGACGUGAUGAGCGUGCUACAGAAGAAAAAAAUGUAUGUGAUAAUGUGAUAUACACGUUGCUAAAUGACAGCACCAAGUCAAAAGACCACCUCAAUGCUCGAAAAGAUCUUAAAGCUUUAGGCAGUAAACAAGAUCUUUGGCCAGAUGAGAAUGAAAAGAAGUUAUGUGAUAAAAGAUUGAUUAUUAAGGAUUUAGAUAAGUUGCAAGAUCAAAUUGUGCUCACUCUAUGCCACAUGGAGAUGUUAUUUCCUCCAUCCUUUUUUACAGUUAUGAUUUAUUUGGUGGUUCACCUUGUUGAAGAAGUUAAGCUUGGAGUCCUGUACUUGGGACAAAUAAAAUCUUAUGUGCGUAAUAAAGCACAACCAGAGGGCUAUAUUACUGAAGAUUAUCUUAUGCAAGAGAUCCUUACAUUUUGUUCAAGAUACCUGGACAAUAUUAAGACAAUAUGGAAUCGACGUAAGCGUGUUAGUAAUGAGCCUACCUAUAUAGAUCCCAAUUUACGAAUAUCUAAGCUGUUUCCUCAAGUUGGAGAAUCAAAUAUUGGUUUCACAUAUUUUACUUUAGCACCAAUUGAGAAGAGGCAGGCUCAUAGGCAUGUUUUGACAAAUUGUCGUGCAGUUGAUAACUAUUUUAGGGAUUAUAGAGAUAUUGUGAAAAAAAGAUUAAGAAGCCAAAUAAGGGAUACUACUAAGAUAGACAAAAAAGUUCAUAGAAAAUUUGUUGAUUGGUUUUCUAAUCAUAUUUGUACUAAUCUCAACAAACUUCCUGAUGUGGAUAAAGACAUUCUUAUCAGUCUUUCUCAAGGACCAUAUGACCAAGCAAGAAAGGAUAAUGGAUUAAAAACUCAUAAUAGCGGAGUCUUCGGUACAUUUGGAACAAGAAGUUACUCAAAUAGUAAAGAUACCCGAAUGAACUUUGGUGCGGUACCUUAUUAUGAAAAGUUGGUAGACAUCAUUGAGCUUUUCUACAAUGGCUUUAUAGUUCUCUUGUUUAAAUGUCAAUGGGCAAAGACAACUAGUCCUAGAGGAAUCAAAAAGGACAAUUUGAGUUUUUUAUCUGUGAACUUUACAAAGCUCAUACAUACUGGUGAACAUGAAGAUGAUGAGCCAUAUAUUAAAGCUUCUGAAACCCAGAUAGUAUAUUAUGUAGAUGAUGAGAAGAAAAAAGGAUGGUGCAUACCAAUUCACUUGAAGUCAUGA